Messenger RNA from Xiphias gladius (swordfish), 8708 nucleotides. It is a transcript of the gene pank1a, whose product is annotated as pantothenate kinase 1a. Bases 348 to 1724 code for a protein of 458 amino acids. Gene Ontology annotation, cellular component: cytosol; nucleus. Gene Ontology annotation, biological process: coenzyme A biosynthetic process. The record is from RefSeq and is a predicted model, not a curated record. NCBI's taxonomy places the organism in Eukaryota, Metazoa, Chordata, Actinopteri, Istiophoriformes, Xiphiidae. The transcript is spliced from 8 exons. Gene Ontology annotation, molecular function: ATP binding; pantothenate kinase activity.
CUGCUGUUGCGCCUGCCAGGAUCUCAAUGUGGAGAAAUGACCGCGAGUGACCUCAAAGGAAACACUGUAUUUUAGCGCUGCUCGCAUUUUUAUCCUACACUACAUUAAAGCAAGAAUGUGUGUUUAAUUUUAGCUUGAUAUCUUAUGGUAAAACGACGUCAUAUCAGGGGAAAGAGUAAGGUCUAACGUUAGCUGAUCGCUCGGUUGUCUCACUAGCUUGCAAGCGGCUAGCGGUUAGCUAGCUAACUUAAAGCAGCCCGGUUUGUCAUUGCUAGCGGCCGGGCUUCCUGCAUUUGGUUUCCCGCAGAUGCUAAGCUAAGCUAGGCUAGGCUAGGCUAGCUGCUGCCAUGGAUAAAGCAAAGUCAAUGAUGGACAAGAAGGGAGCGUCGGUACCCUUUCUUGUCAACAACGGGCAGAGCCAGAGGGGGUUUCACGGCCACGUCGUUGUGGCCGCUAACGGCAGCUGCUGCAGCGGCAGCGCCUUCGGCUCAGGCACCGGACCCAACAGCAGCAGCACGUUUGAGAACAUGCAUCAUCUGCACCACGGCGACGACGCCGAGUGCAACGGGUCCCCGGCCAAGAGGUGCAGGCUGCGGAGGAGGACGGAGUCGGUUAGACGGAACAGACCCCCCUUCCCCUGGUUUGGUAUGGACAUCGGUGGCACCUUGGUGAAGCUGGUGUACUUUGAGCCAGUCGAUAUAACUGCCGAGGAAGAACAGGAAGAGGUGGAAAACCUCAAGUCCAUCCGCCGCUACCUCACCUCAAAUGUGGCCUAUGGUAAAACAGGCGUUCGUGACGUCCACCUGGAGCUGAGGAACCUGACCAUGUGUGGCAGGACGGGGAACCUGCACUUCAUCCGCUUCCCAACGCAAGCUAUGCCCCGUUUUAUCCAGAUGGGGCGCGACAAGAACUUCUCCAGCCUGCACACAACACUCUGCGCCACUGGAGGCGGGGCGUACAAGUUCGAGAACGAUUUCCGAACGAUGGCCGACCUGGAGCUGCUGAAGCUGGAUGAGCUGGACUGCCUGAUCCACGGCCUACUUUUCGUUGACCGGGUGAGCUUCAACGGACACCCAGAAUGCUACUACUUCCAGAACCCGUCGGACACCCAGAGCUGCGUGAAGAAACCCUGCACCCUGGACAACCCUUUCCCAAUGCUGCUGGUCAACAUCGGCUCCGGGGUCUCCAUACUGGCCGUGUACUCGGAGAGCAACUACAAACGGGUGACUGGGACCAGUCUCGGAGGUGGUACAUUCCUGGGGCUUUGCUGUCUGCUGACGGGCUGCGAGACGUUCGAGGAGGCGUUGGAAAUGGCCAGCAAGGGUGACUCUACCAACGUGGACAAACUGGUGAAAGAUAUCUACGGAGGAGACUACGAGCGCUUUGGCCUACAGGGCUCUGCUGUCGCAUCUAGUUUUGGUCACAUGAUGAGCAAAGACAAGCGAGACAGCAUCAGUAAGGAAGACCUGGCCAGAGCCACACUGGUCACCAUCACUAAUAAUAUAGGAUCCAUAGCACGGAUGUGUGCUGUCAAUGAGAAAAUCGAGCGCGUGGUGUUCGUGGGGAACUUCCUUCGUAUCAACACAGUGUCCACAAAACUGCUGGCCUACGCCAUGGACUUCUGGUCUAAAGGACAACUAAGAGCCCUCUUCCUGGAACAUGAGGGUUAUUUCGGAGCUGUGGGGGCGCUGAUGGAGCUGCUCAAGACAACAGAGGACCCGUGAAGGGAACUGUGUGACAUCAUCGACCCUCGACAAGACGAUGUCGUUCACCCCCGGACGCUGUGAUGUCAUCAACUCUCGAUGCUGUGACAUCUUCAACUUUUGACGCUGCUGAAAGGUCCCGCUCACAGAGGCCGCUAAAGGAACACUAAGAGAGAGACACAGAAACUGAGAAAAGCCAUUUUAAUAAUUUAACUCUUGUAAAUAAUGACAACCUCUAACAUCCAUCUCUUAAAUUUCCCAAACAGAGUCCCCCUAUUAUAGAGGUUUUAAUAUUGUAAUCUUUAAUUUAUGGUUUCCUGUAAUGAGCUCUGUUGAUUCCUGACAUCAGCCCAGUGUCAGGAAGCCCAGAGACACAGAAUAUUCUAGUGUUUUUGUCUGUUUGUGGGUGUGUGCGUGGUUGUGUGUGUGUAUGUGUGUGUGUGUGUGUUUGUAUUUGUUUUUGUGUGAAUAGCUACUGUAGCAUUACUUCCUGGAGGCUGUGGUUCCCCGGGUGACUAUUUGUGCAACAGUUCUUUAAGAUACAAUGUCUGCACAGAAAUUAAGUUACUCUCGAAAGAGCAAUUGGGCAUUUUUACCACCGGGGACUCACAGGAAUUCAUUUUCUACGACCACAGAAACAUCGUCUGAGCGCCAGUGCCUGCCCUCAUCUGUCAGAGAGCAGACGGACAGCUGUAGCUGAAUGUUUCGGUAAUGCUAAUUUCUGGUUGUUGCUGAUGCUGUAAAACCAUCAAGGCUGCAGCUAGUGGUCAGCCAGCUCCAGACUGCAGCCUUGCCGCAGCUGUUUUGUUGUUGCCUGUGUGUUGCACAAAAAGUUGCCCAGCACACCACCGUCUUCUGAGGAGUGCACUGAAGCCAAAUCCUGGUGAGAUUCGUACGACAUCUGUCUCCUUCAGCUCCGAUGGGAAGCAGAAAAACAGUCUGAAAUUUUUUCUGUUGCUCCACUGCACAUGGCCUUUGCUUUUAGUUUUGUCUCUCCCCCAUCUACCCACAUGCAAACACAGUAAACAACACCGUACUGCCGCGCACGCGUACUGCUCCUAACCUGCUGAGUUUAGUGUUAGACAACGGGACCAAGACAUUGUCUUCCAAUGGAUAAUGCUACAGCUGUGUCUAAAUUAUGGAUUUCUGUUGACUGGCAUCACCACAAGUAGAGGUCAGGACCCAGUCCGACUCAGCAACUUGCGUUUGUGAUUUGUGAAAUAUUACGGGAUCUCCUGUUGGGAAUCAUCUUUCCUUUUUCACUUUACCUCCCCUGUCUGUCAGUGUCUAGCACUUGAGCAGGGUGGAGGCCUGAUUCCUCAUCCUCUAGCUUCUCUACCGCCCUGCUGCCUUGUUCGGGUGUUGCAUUGUGAUGUAAUGAGGCAUUCAGGCUGAGCUAAUGCAGCGCUAAUGCUCCAUGUGAAUCCUGGCAUAAAAAAAAAAAACUUCAGCGACCCCACUCUCGAUGCAGAUGAAGAAGAAAGGCAUCGCCGUCUGGGAGACAAUGGGGACCAAGAUGCUUUUAGCCCAGAGUCGCCCCUGAUGCAAAUUUGCUAGCCGUGGAAUCAGUUCAGCUUCUGUAGACCAGACUGUGGUUUGACUGUCUUAAUAGUGCAGAUAUUGUGCAUAACAAUUGGCGAUCUGUUGUCAAAGGGCUGCAGGGUCCCGGAAUUGUAAAAACUGUGCGAAAACCUCUAAUCCUCUACUUGCAGAAAGAUACAUUGUCGUAGCUGGCCGGCUUUCUCCUGCUACAACCCUGAUGAUCCCUUUUUCUCUUCUCACAUCAUUUCCGAUACUUGAUGCUUAAUUUCAACUGACAGUGAAACCUGGGGACAUGGCCCAUGCCCAGGUCCAGAUUGACUAAACUUGAGUUUCAAGGGGCAGUUGGCAGCAUUGAUCAGAAUUAACCGCGCUAAUGCAAACCAGGUUGUGGCGCAAACAAGACGUUGAAAUAGCUCAUCUGCCAGUUGCUCAGUUCGCAAGCAUCUGUCUAAGGACAGCCAGUCGGGGCAUCCUCGUGUGUGGAAACUGCCGGUUUGUCAUGAUCCCCCUUUCUCUGAGUCCAAAUCCACACUAGCACAUGCACCUUAGUAGAGAUUUAAGUGUUUAAAUUGCAUAUUUACUGAAUACUUGAAAAUGCUAGUCUGCGUCUGCUAGUGUGGAUCUGUCAGAUUUCAGUGAAGCCAUGACCUGGGAUUCUGGGAUGGUAAAACCCUUCUGCUUGCUUGCCUGAAUUCUGAGUGGAGAAAGUCUCUUUAGAAGAAAAUCUUACCUGAUCUGCGACAAUUUGGUUAAAUUGAAAUUGAAAAUUACAUGCACACCUCAUACUGUAGGCAAGGUUUGUCACAUGCAUGGCAGUGACGGCUGUAAAGAAGCGUCGUCAUCAGUGAGCUUUCUGGCCACCAACAGUGAACUAUAGAAUUAUUAGAUUGUCGCUGUUUUGAAGAAACAUGGACCACAAGUGUAUAGUGUUCUGUAAUGUCAUGGUAAUGCCCACCCUGGACCUUUUUACAGCCUUUAAUCUCCGUUUAUUGUCGAAGCAGCUGAACUAUAAAGCUGGACGGUGUAAUCUCCACUGUCCACUGCUUUAUUUAUUUAUUACCACCUUCUACAUGCCUUUACUCUCCACGCAGAGAAACUUUGCUCUUUCCAUUUUCGGAAUCACUCUUUGUGAAAUUCAACCCUCAUCUCUCAGUUGUUGUACACCAGGCGAUUUAUUGUUAAAUACCUCCAAACCAUCACUACCAACACUUUUGGGUGGGUUAGUUUUCCGUGUUUCUGAGCCUGACAUACAAGUGUUAGUUCAGCACCGGGGAUUUUCCCGACGAUACCGGGUGGUUUAUUCAUUUCGCCUACAGUAUGAUAAUGAAGAUAAAAUCCUAAUUAGCUAGCUGAACUUUAUGCAGGUAUUCUGAACGCGUUAUUGGCAAAAUUGACUGAUUGCGCUUAUCUCCGCUUCACCAUCUAACAUACAGAUGGACUACACUUCGACCCCGACUAAUAACAUGUUUGCUGACACGCAGUUCUGUUUUGCUUUUUAGUUCAUUUGUAAAAACAGCCACUUUGUUCUUAGGAAGUUGUUUUUUCAAGCUAAUGUUUUUAUCCACAGCAGCUCACAAUACACUAACAUUUAAAACCUUUUGCUGUGAAAUUGAAGAUUCAACAUUUGAAGAAAUUAUACAUGCAAAAGUAUAGAGUGGACAGAAUCCAAAUAGAUUAGGGUCCUUUUUAAUCCAUAACUCAUCAGGUAACAGAAUAAUCACAUUUUACAGAGUGAAUCAUCUGUAGUUCGUACAUACUAAAAGUUAAAAAAAAUAAAAUUUAAAAAAAAAAAUCCUACUGUGGAUAUAUUGGGUGUAUUGUCUGAAAUAAUCCAAAUGCCAAUGCUCAUCCAGGUGUUAAGAGUAAAACUGUGGUGAAAUAUUAGUUGAGUAGUUGUAUUUUGGAGGGAGGUUUUGCAACCACUUCCUCAGAAAACAUUUAACCAUCAAUGUGUUUCAGCCUGUUUUCAGCUGUGAUGACGCUGCAGAUGUUCUUUUUGGGUGCUCUCUGGUCUGUUUGUUUUUUGUUUUUUGUUUGUUUUGUUUCGUUUUUGUUUUUUGUUUUUUUUCCCCCCUAAUUUGCCUUGUUCCAUCUCAUGUUUGGAAAUUACCAGUGGCCUCAACCUGCCAGGUGCCACUCAGCUUUAAAAUCAGGCUUGUGUUGAUUUUCUCGUGCCACCCUUUCUCUUACUCUGAAAAACCCCAUCUGUUGCCUACGCCGCAUGUUAUCCUGGUUACACAAUGUUUGUGCCCUUCGGUUCUGUGUGGGAUUUAAUUUCACUUUCUUAUCUGCUGAGCUUCACCUCAGCUUUUUGCAAUGGUCUGCAUGCAGGUAUGUUUUUAUGGUCGGGUUUCACUCUCGUGUUCCGUGUUUUCUUUUUCUUUUUGUUUUGUUUUGGGUUUUUUUGUUUGUUUGUUUGUUUGCUUUGCGUUUUGCCAUUGUAUUGUAACAGAAGAUUCAGUGCCGUUAACACACAUUCACAGUUUGACCAUCGGUGUUGUUUGGCAUUCACAAUUCACCUGCAAGUCCUAAAUGUGUCUUACUAAAAGAAAACUGCAUUAACUUCCACUAGCACUGUAAAGACUUUGGUUCUAAAAUUUGAGAAUUUUGGAAAGCCACAAGAUUCUUUAGAUAUCCCAGAUUAUUACUGAUGAGAACUCAAAUUUUACAUGUUUUCCAACCUUUCUUUUCAAUGUUUUUUUUUUUUUUUUUUUUUUGGCAACAGUUUGGUUUGGGAACAUUUUUUAAAAGACAUAACCUUUUACUAAAAAGGAAUGUCUUUUUAUUAUUUUUAUCCUGCCAGUAAUUAAUAGCAAUGUGAGUUAAUGUGUUUUUCCCACGUCAUCUUAAAAUACUGUUUUACCGAAUUUCUUUUUAGUUGUUUUUUAGUUGGCACAAAAGAACCAGUGUGAUUGUUUUCAGAAAUGAAAAAUCCCUGCUAUUGUGUUUUAUCAGGCAGAGGAAACGUUUUCAGACAUGUUGUGAUUUGUAGCACUUAUAAAAGUGAUCAGAGUCUAGCUGCGAGUUGUACCUUUUUAAAAACACAUAUCAUCACUGUCCUACAGAACCUUUUUAUCUUAAAACAGUCGACACCAAAGUGGAAGGAGCAUUUAUUUAUGGAAGCCAGUGUCAGUGCUAUCUUUUGGAUGGAAAUAGAUCAAUGAAGACAUACAUGGGAAAACAUUUUAUGAUGAUACACAAUCUCUGUAGAAUAUAGAUGACAUGUGUUUUAAAGUUGUUUAGUUUUAAAGUGUACCUGUAUGUUCCUAGUGAUGGUAUGAUUGCAAGUUAUAACAUCAUUUUCAUACUGAUCCAAAACUGUUCCGAGCCAGUGUUACAGACUGUCAUGGGAAUAUCGUGGGUUCAAAUACUUUAUUUGUAUUUUUGGACCUACAGUGAUGAUUGUACUGGUGUACUGCUGCAGCUUCCAGGUUUUUGACUCCAAAAACCGAUUUAACAACACUAUGGAAUCUAAAUUCAUCACCUAAACUGUACUAAUGGUCACGCAAAGCAGUGUCACAUGUAGCACUGUGGCUGACGUUUUUUCCGAACGAAAUUUAAAGCGUUUCAAACAUUUUCUGUAACCACACCACAGAUACAGUAUGAAGAAAGAAUUCAGUCAUUUAAGUAAACCAGCUUUUAAGCAUUUUUUUUUUAUUUUUUUUUACUCCUGGUACCACAACUUAAUGUGGAUGUUUGUCUGCUUUGAUAACGGUCUGAGGUGUGAUUUUUUUAGAGUUUGGGGUUUGAACAUCAGUAACACUUUGCGGUUCAUUUCCCAAAGGGACCAUCUGUGCUCAGAUCAGUAUGUAUUUCUUUGUACUUUAAGGAGCUUUGUCUUAAAGUGUCCAUCGAGUGGCAAAUGUUAAUGUCAUGCAGAGCGGAAUCUAACCAAAAGGCUAUGCAGCAACACUUCCAUCAAUCUCUUUGUCCCUUUCAACAAACUCACCUCUUCUCUGAACCUACCACAGUGGAUAUGACUUGUCUGUAAAUAUUUUUAAAAAAUAUAUGCAACCCUGUUAGUUUUCCCCUCUAAGAAUUUCUGUUUGAAUCUUGACGGAGAGAGUUUCUCCUCCAGAAGUUUCUGUCCUGCUGAUUUAUUUGUUAACUCUAUUUGAGGUGGAUGCUCGCAACAGGAUGUUGUGGACUGAAUUAUGCACCAAAAUGAACGCGCCAAGCGUGUUUUUUUUUGUUUUUUUGUUUUUUUUUGUUUUGUAUUUUUUUGACACUGUGGCAUUUUAACGUCCUUGUCACAUACAGUAAAAAAGCUUUUCGACAUACCCACAGUUAUCUUUGAAUGGUUCUGUUAAUACAGACCCUGGUCCUACUCACACUGUACAUCUUGUUGGAUAAAUGACCCUGGCCGAAUUUGUUUAAACUUAAGUCUCGCCUUUUUUUUUUUUUUCUUUUACGUCAGUGUGUUAAAGAAGUCUGUGUGACUUCAGGGUUGAUACCAAACUGUAAACACCUUGUUGCAUACUAGUCACAGUGACACGGUGCUCCUUGUGACCUCCUGACCUUUUGCUUGUCCAAUAUUUUUCACCCCACCUAGCUACACACCGUUAAGGAUUUCCCCAGGGGCUCUUAAUCUGGUCGAACAUCCUGUUGCGUGAAUCACAUCCAGCCUUUAAACUGUCCUCUGGAAUGCUUGACUGGCAGGACAGACCUUUUCACCCUUGUGUAUUUGAUUGUACAGAGAUUUUGUAAAUAAUAUUAAUAUGAUAUAUUCUACACCAGCAAUCUGUCUGUUGAUUAAAUUGUUUCAGCUGUUCAGGGCCAGGUUUCCCACCCAGGACUCAGCACUCCAUUUACAAUCCCAGAGCAGACAGGAGACACAUCGAGACAAACCACUUUUCUCUGCGGCUUUAUCACCUUUAACAGCAACUUUACCAGAGCUGUGAUAAAUAGGAUUAGCAGCUACUUUUAGGAGUCUGUGUUAACCUGCUUGUGGUAUACGAUUGAUGGGAUUUCCCUCAUUAGGACUAGAUACAUUUCUACAUGUUUUUUGUGGUUGUGUGUUGAAUCCACCAAUCUGAUAAUUUUUUUUUAACUUUAUUGUCACUUUAAUGUAAUUUCCACUAUUCUAUUCAAGUCCAUUUGACUUUGAUUUAAAAAAAUAACUAUCCUAAAAAAACUCGAAUGGUGAUUGAGAACUAAAUUAAGUCUUUUUAAGGAGGAAUGUGGUAUGUUGAAUUAGAUGUUUCCUCUUCACUUUGAAUUGUUUAACUAAUUUUGAUGCUUUUGGAGGCCACAGUCCGGAUGCCUGUUUUCUGUCUGCUGGAUUUCAGUGGCAGUUGUUCACCUCAGCUCCUCUGUGAUCUGGAUCAGGGUGUGAAAGUUUUGGGAAGCCCAGUGCUGGUUCUUGGCGUCAGUUCUGCUGCUGCUUUUAACUCUGGUUUGAAAAAAGGGUUAAAAAUUUAAAAAAAAAAAAAAAAAAAAAGGCUCCUUGCCUUGUGCAAUGUG